CCAAGCUAACAUCAUCAGUCGAUUCUUCGGUUCGGGGAAAAGAAGAGCACAUUCGCCCGGCAAAAUGAUGCAGAUUCCUGGCAAUGGCGUUUACUCUUUCCAACAUGAUUCUGCUUGUCUUAAGGCUGGUAUAUGGACUAUCGCUAUAUUUGGGUUUAUCUCCUGGGUUGCAUGUAUUGGGGUGGCAGCAGGAUUGUGCUUCGAGCCUUAUGCAAGUCUAACAACUAUGUUCAUCGGGUUCCUGCUAGUUCUAGUGAACGUCUCCUACAUCUUCUUGACAUUGGCAAUUACAUCCAUCUUAUCGUAUGGCGACGGCUCGUCUCACGAAGACCUGAAGAACCUUCAACGCGCGACCUUCAGGUUAAUGGCUGCCACUCUCGUAGGGAUUGGUGUCAGCGUCGCUACCAUUAUUAACUUCACAGUCUAUUAUUACCGUUAUUAUGAUUCCCCUUUUGUCGCACUGGGAAGCAGCUUCUCAUUUAUUUGGCUAUUAAUUCUAGGUCCCUUGACUCAACGAUAUCACAAUAAAUGGAAUGCCUUCCUGAAAUUUGGCGCGGGUCCAGUUGUCCAAGGAUUCCCGCAACCACAGGCAGCUGCUUACCCAGUGACAUCACUUGAAAUGCCCCAGCAACAGGCAACAACAGGUACCGGAAGUCCCGGGCAAGCUGAAUUGAGAACUGGAUACUAAUCAGGAUAUGUAUCCAGAGUAGCGUCAGCUGCACACGACUUCGUCUUCUUCCAAGGACCAGAAAUAUCAUGAGGCCAAAAUUGCAGUUACACUUUACUCCACAGAUGCUUUUUCAAAACUAAUCGUUUUUAAAAAUUAUAUAGUUUCUGGAUUAUAUGCAACUGUAUCAAUAGUUCCCAUGUGAUUUUAAAUACAUUUAUAAUUGCAAGAUAAUGUGGCAAAUAGCUCUGAUCUGUUCUGUUACAUCUCCCUGAAAUCUUCUAGCAUCCUGAAGUCAAGCUUGGCGCUGAGUAAACAUUUUUCCUAUGCAAGUGCAAAGCUGACGUAACACAUGUUCUUUAAGAUAAUGCAGCAUAAGUAUAAACAAGCAAAAUUUCAAUAGUGUUCUUAUAUUGAAGGAAACAUGUAGCUUUGUACAUUGCUUUGUCUCAAGAUGAAAUAUAGUAUCAAAGAACUUUCUGGUGGCACAGGGCCGUGAAAUCAAGCUUUUGGUGUCAAAAGAUCAAACAUGAAUACCAUGUACAUUGAGAAGUGUUCAAAAUUUAGCCAGGGAAAGGCAGCUUACUGUUCAACCCUUUUGAUGUGUGGAGUAACUUACUUGUUAGUCAUUCAGAUCGAUCUAGUUCAUGUGUAAACUGAUAAAGUAGAUACCGAUGUAUAGUUUAUUAUUAUGUGUGAACUCCAGAUAUUUUGGAAAGAUUUACUAGCAACUACUCGGUAAGUAAUCCUAUUUUAAGUUGUUGGGUAUUUAAAUAGUAUAUCCGAGUAAUGAUUAAGCAGCAUUCAUUCAACUUGUAUGUUUUCUUUGCACCAAAUCUUUGUCGUUCUUGCGUGUUUGGAACUGCUCAGUAGAACGUUUGUUCGACAAUUAAACGUUUGACAUAUCUGGGGUAAUUUUCAAUCGCUGUGUUUUGUCAUUUUGCUUAUUGAUGUUUCUUAUAUUUGUAAUCAUCUUUUGUGGGGAUGUACUGAGCUAUUGCAAUAAUUUUUAUAAAGCAUAUUUCAGUUAAUAAAUACUAGUUGGUAUCAAAUUAUAAAGCUUAACAAGCCAAGACAGUGAUGAAGAAAGUAUAUCUACUUAUCAAAACUCAUUCAACUUAUUAUAAGCAUCAGUAAGCUCAGUUAUAUAUAUUACAUAAUUUUUGUUGGUGUAUACCGUUGAUGUCAGGAGAUUUUAAGACCUUAUUUUUCAAUAAAUGUUUAUCUCUUU
Macrobrachium nipponense is the source of this 1898-nucleotide messenger RNA. RefSeq lists its product as uncharacterized. NCBI's taxonomy places the organism in Eukaryota, Metazoa, Arthropoda, Malacostraca, Decapoda, Palaemonidae. The coding region runs from base 65 to 688 and encodes 207 amino acids. The record is from RefSeq and is a predicted model, not a curated record. The transcript is spliced from 6 exons.